Parastagonospora nodorum SN15 is the source of this 402-nucleotide messenger RNA. RefSeq lists its product as hypothetical. The record is from RefSeq and is a predicted model, not a curated record. Lineage: Eukaryota; Fungi; Ascomycota; Dothideomycetes; Pleosporales; Phaeosphaeriaceae. The transcript is spliced from 2 exons. Bases 1 to 402 code for a protein of 133 amino acids.
AUGACAAUGUUUUCUGGGCAGCGUAGAUCCUGCGCGCAGUCGCUAUUGACACCUAGCACCGGUGUUAUGAGCUUCACGAAUCAGCUCACGACGAUGACAGAACUGCAUCACCCUAACUGCGCCAAAGAUACUGAGCUUGUCGUUGAACUCAGCCUUGUGUCACGGCAACUCGUCCAAGGCACCUGUGAACCGUCCCUUUUGUUCUCUACAUCCGAUACAUCCUACAACCAAAUUGUCAUAUUGCUCAAAAAUGAAGGCCGUGAUCACUCUCAUCAACACCGCAGCAUUGGCGAAUGCAUUGCUUCCAAGGCUCGUGGGUCUUCGCGGCUAUCCACUCUUCAUCGUUUCAGCCGUGACGUGCUCGCCGCAACAGCGAAGUUCACCAACCAAGGAACGAAGUAA